AUGAGUCAUCUUGAUGAGGUCAUAAUUUCUAAGAAGGAAGGAGAUAAUGGUGUUGAUCAUGAUGAAGGGAGGAUGGGCGAUUUAGAUGAGAGGAUGAUAUGCCAUGGAUCUCCAAGCUUUAGGGUUUAUUGCAUCGAUGUUGCUUCUGAUGAUGUCGAAGAAGAUAAACCUUACAUAGAUACUUAA
Molecule: messenger RNA, 186 nt
Organism: Eruca vesicaria subsp. sativa (arugula)
Lineage: Eukaryota; Viridiplantae; Streptophyta; Magnoliopsida; Brassicales; Brassicaceae
Source: the annotation of a GenBank genome assembly